GAGCAUAAUCUCGGUACUUUAUAUUCAGUCCGUUUUAAACAGUCAUGUCUAAGAUACUUAACGCUAUCUUGAUCACGGCUUAUUUCGCCCUUUUUCUUCAAUAUUUAACAACGAUUAUUUCGCAUCAAGACGUAGAUAUUAUUGAGGUAACAUACGCAACUAAAACUCCUGGAUUCAUAAAGAAAAUGAACAGAAACUACAAAAAAAAACGAAACAACAUCACAACAAUGAGAUUGAAAUACAAAGUCCCAUUCAGACUGCAUACUGACCUUAAAUACAUUCUAAGGUGGACUGAAGGUUUUUCACAAUACGAUCAACAAAUGUACAAGAGUGGUCAAGAGACAUUCAUACAAAAUAAUUGUAGUUACAUCAACUGCUAUAUGACGACCGACAAAAGUUUGCUCGGCGAUCCGAGAAAUUUCGACGCGAUCCUCUUCGACGUGGAAAACAAUUGGGACGAACAUCCCACAUUGAGAAGAUCGGAGCAAAAUUUUAUAUUCAUGGCUUCAGAGUCGGCUAGCAACUUCCCUGUUUGCCAUCCGUACUUUGAUUCCUUUUAUAACUGGACGUGGAGCUAUAAACUGGAUUCGAAUAUUUUAAAAACAUUCUUAUAUAUUUUUGACAAAAACGGUAGACCAGUUGGACCCAAAAUAGCCAUGAAGUGGAUUGAUCCAAUGAAACCAACAUCCAAUGACGUCAAACUGAGACUUAACGGCAAAAAUAAAGCAGUAGCUUGGUUCGUGUCCAACUGUCGAACCAAGAGUCGUCGAGAAUAUCUUGCAAAUAAUUUGACCAGAGAAUUGAAGAAACACGACAUGAAAAUAGAUAUUUACGGUUGGUGUGGUAAACUGACCUGCCCGAAAGAUCGCAUGGACGAAUGUUUAAAUAUGUUAGAAGAAAAUUAUUAUUUCUUUUUGGUAUUUGAAAAUUCUCUAAGUGAAGACUAUGUCACAGAGAAAUUAAUGCAUGCAUUACAGCACUUUACUGUGCCGAUCGUCUAUGGCGGCGCUAAUUACUCAAGGUUCUUACCGUCAGGCUCAUACAUAAAUGCAGGUGAAAUGGAUGCGGAAACAAUUGUGGCUAAAAUUAUUGAAGCGAUAAAGAAUCCAGAUAUUUAUCAAAAUUAUUUCAGGUGGCAUAAUCACUACGUUUACAAACGCUCAUCGAAAGUUCCAGAAGUGUGUACAUUGUGCGAAAUGCUAAACAAACCAGACCAGAGUACAGUCGUAAAAGACUUCAGAAAAUGGUGGAAUCCAAAUUACCAGCAAUUGUGUGAAAAAGAUUUCAAUAGAAACGCCUAUCAAUUUAUAGGACAGUAAUUAUUUGUGUACUACAAAAAUUUUGUUAAAAUCGUUCCAUGGAAGGGUCACUUGCAGAAAUGUCGUAAAAAUUAAUAUUAAAGCUUGAAGAAAAAAUC
Molecule: messenger RNA, 1417 nt
Organism: Bombyx mori (domestic silkworm)
Lineage: Eukaryota; Metazoa; Arthropoda; Insecta; Lepidoptera; Bombycidae
Product: alpha-(1,3)-fucosyltransferase C
Exons: 3
Coding region: 45-1319 (424 amino acids)
Cellular component (GO): membrane
Molecular function (GO): fucosyltransferase activity
Source: RefSeq, a predicted model, not a curated record